GGGGAGGAUAUUUGUUUGUUUUAAGCGAAGCAAUAAAGAUAGAUAAAAAGGCUGUGAAGGGUGUCACUUUCGAAAGCAAAAGAGGGAGGAGGACACAAACACUCUCCCUAGCAAGUAAAGUAAAAAAAAGAGGGUGUGGUGAAAGUUGAAAAGAAAAUAUUCAUUCUGUCUCUAGUUACUACUUGCUGCCAUGGCAAGCAUCAAGUCUAAUAAGCAAGUCUUAAGAGGAAAAACAACAACAUCAAGUGUCUGAGUCUGGAUCCUCAACGGAAACGGGCUUUUGCGGCUACGGUGGAGCAUGCAGGAACGACGUCGUCCAGCCAGGGGAUGGUGAGAGGAAGCGGAGGGGAGAUAGUUCAAGUUGAAGGCGGUCACAUUGUGCGCUCCACAGGGCGGAAGGACCGUCACAGCAAAGUGUGCACCGCCAAAGGCCCUCGUGACCGACGGGUGAGGUUAUCGGCCCACACCGCCAUCCAAUUCUACGACGUCCAGGACCGCUUGGGCUACGACCGCCCCAGCAAGGCCGUCGACUGGCUCAUCAACAAGGCCAAGUCCUCCAUCGACCAACUCGCCCACCUCCCUCCCUGGAAACCCACUCUCCCCUCACCCGCACCACCUCAUCUAAACGACGACCAUUCAGACAACCCUAACCCUAACCCUAACCCUAACCCCAACCCCAACCCCAACCCCAACCCCAACCAUAGCCCUGAUGCCCAAAUUCUCAACCAGUUCGACCACGACGAUGGAGCUGGAGCUGGUUCCAGUUAUCUUCCUAUGGAUAACGACGCGAUAAGGUCGUUCUUCCCCACGACGACUUCCUCGUUGGUUCAAUUCCAGAGCUACCCACCGGAUUUGCUCUCCAGAACCAGUAGCCAGGACCUGCGUCUCUCGCUUCAGUCCUUGCAAGACCCUAUUUUACUUCACCACAACCACAACAACAACGAGCACGUGCUUUUCGCUGGAACCGCCUUUGAUAACAUGGUAGCGUGGAAUAAUAAUAGUAAUAAUAAUCAUAAUAAUAAUAAUCAUAAUAAUAAUAAUAAUAAUAAUAAUAAUAAUAAUAAUACUGCUUCUAAUGAUACUUGUGGUGGUGGUGGUGGUGGUGGUGGUGGUGGAGGAGGAGGAGGAGGAGGAGGAGGGUUUGUGUUUAACGCUCCUUCGACUUUGCCGGGGCCGGCGACGGUGGCGUCGCCGACGGUGGUGUUUGGUCAUGGUUAUGGUCAAGGCCAGUAUUUUUCUCAGAGGGGACCCCUUCAGUCCAGUAACAGCCCUUCCGUUCGUGCGUGGAUUGACGCGCCAUCGUUCGUCGCUGCUGCCGCCGAUCAUCGGCAUCAUCACUAUCUGUCUCCCGCGGCAGCGGCAGCGGCGUUGGUGUAUCAGUCUGCUCCUUCCACGGCGGCAUUUACGGCGGCGCCCGGUGGCUUCUCGGGAUUCCGCGUGCCGGCACGAAUUCAGGGUGAGGAGGAGCACGACGGCGGCAUGUCCGAUAAGCCGUCCUCUGCUUCCUCCGAUUCUCGCCGUUGAACCGUCGAGAUCGUCAGCCGAUUUCUGUCUCCUUGGAAUCAAUUGGGUAUGUGUGUGAUCUGUUUUUUGCAGGGAUGGAGGAGACGAAGUUGGACUUGGAAUGGUUCGGUUCGGUUCAGUGGACUAUUAUGCUUGUGGAAUGAAGAAAAUCUGGGGUUGAAUAUCCAGGUUUUUGAAUUCUCCAGUCUGUUAUGUUAAUUUAUUUUAUGUUUUUCAUGUUUCAUUAGGGAGACUUUCAAGUUUGAGUACUGUUGUGUUGGAUUGUCUGUUUGAUGAUGUUUGUUACAAUUUGUACUAGUGGAUGUAUUUGUACUUGGGUAUCUAGUUUCUUAGUUUUGGUUUGAAGACAUGCACGUAGAUACUACUAUAUCACUUAUUAUUCACGGCCUAGUUGGUCGAUUUAUCUUUGUAUUUCCAACUUAGUGCAGAGCCAGAUUCAGGGUGA
Molecule: messenger RNA, 1969 nt
Organism: Glycine soja
Lineage: Eukaryota; Viridiplantae; Streptophyta; Magnoliopsida; Fabales; Fabaceae
Product: transcription factor TCP4-like
Exons: 1
Coding region: 328-1524 (398 amino acids)
Biological process (GO): regulation of secondary shoot formation
Cellular component (GO): nucleus
Molecular function (GO): DNA-binding transcription factor activity; sequence-specific DNA binding
Source: RefSeq, a predicted model, not a curated record